CGAAGAAAUCAGUUGUGCUCAUAUAAUUAUUUAGAAAAAACGCUCAAGUAAUCAAAUACCUAUUUAGGAAUAUUAUGCCUGCUUGACAUUGCUUGGUGUUGGUUAUUGAUAAAAGAGUUUUUUAGGUUUUCAUUCGCAGUUCAAACCUCAAUUGGAUCACAAAUUUAAUAAUUAUGAAAAAGGUCAUAUUGACAAAAAGCAAUACCAAACAAUCUCCGUGUACACUGAAGGUAGCCAGCCCUGAUAACACUAAAUCUAAAUUAGCAUAUGCAGAGCUAUUUCGUGCUGUAUUACAAAUACCCGAAAAGGAUGUACAACACCGUAUUUUGGAUGCAGUCAAUGGAUGGUCCUCCACCGAACAGAUAGUACACGCCUUGUGCCCAAACUGUAAACAGACGUUUGGUAAUUCAAUUAAUAACCGCAAGGAAGUAGCCAUACAAACAGAUUUAAAUGCAUCAAAUCCAGCUAUCAAUUUAAUAACGCUUGAAUAUACGCAAAGUGAACUGAAUUCAAAUGCAAAUAGUGAUGAUAGUCGUGAUCGCAGCUCGCCAGCGUUGCAAAAAUCUAUAAUCUCAUCAACAAUGACACCGAAUACAGCAUCAGCACAAGUGAAUUCAAAUCAACUACAUAAAACAUCAGAAUAUCAGUCACAACAACUGAAUAUGCCAAAUGGCCCUACAGAUGCGCUUACUGUGCCAUUGAAAAGAAAGCGGAAGCGAAAAGUGUGUCUGCCACAAGUGGUAAAACGAUCCCACGCACAAAUGGCACAGGCGCAACUGCAACCUAAGCUAAAAUCGAGAAAAGUGGAAAAGCCAAAUAAUCCAGACAUAGACAGUAUCGAGUCUGAUGAUUUAGAUGUAUUAAGUAUAUUUAAUCGACGGGACUCGAUCGGAACCAUUGCAUCAGAUUUUUUGUUGGAAUUGCUGGAUAUGCCAAUUGAGCAUACAUCGAGGGAAGAUCAUAUUAUGCGUCUAAUGGCAGAGGAAUAUCUUAAUGCAGAUAAGCGAACAGAUGGAUUGCUCGCUAUACACCGCACCAUUGUUGCAAAUGACUUGUAUGCAUUACGUAGACAAAUCUUCGUUUGGAAAAAACUUAGACAAGAAGAGGACUUAAAUGGCCUGCUGACCGAUGAGGAUGAGAACUGCUUGAAAUUGGCAAUUUCCCAGGAUUGUUUCCCAAAGAUAAUCGAUGUUCUACUUAAGGAAGGCUUAAAUGUCAACGAAAUCGAUAACUUCUCCAAUACCUGUGUUCAUCUUGCAAUACUCAAUGAAAUUGAAUCGAACUCUUUGCGCUUACUUAUGCAAAAAAUAGACCUAAAACUAUUAUUGCAUCUAAAUGAUGAUGGUUAUACACCACUUCAUGUGGCUGUGCGAACCAAUAGUUACUUGAGUGCAGAAAUAAUUUUAAAUACACUAGACGAACGUCUUAGAACGAAACCUUUAUUCGUUCGAGAUAUACGAAAGGCAUCUACUGAAGCUGAUUUUAAUAAAUAUUAUGAAGAGAUAUGUAGAAAUCUAGCGCAAAAAUAUGGUAAUUUAACAAAAAAUAUACAGCCAAAAUUAAAGAAGGCAUUUUUGGAGACAGGUGAUCGAAAAAGUGGAAAUACAGCUCUAUUUUUCGCAAUUGAAAAUAAGUUAGAGCAUUUCAUAUUCUUUCUGCUGGCGCAUCUUACUGAUCCGCGUGUUUCAAAUUUUUGUGGACAGGAUGCAAAGUCUUAUUAUUCCGAAUUCGGCAAGACACUUCAAUUGAGUUUAAAAGUCGAUAGUGCAAUGGAAAAUGUAUUGACCUUACUUUGCUAAUAUGCACUAAAAAAUAUUAAUACAUAUAAGAUUAAUCGGAAAAUAUUUAUAUGUUUAGGAUAUAAAAAACUAUGAUUAUUGUCUUACAUACUUACACAUGCA
Molecule: messenger RNA, 1901 nt
Organism: Rhagoletis pomonella (apple maggot)
Lineage: Eukaryota; Metazoa; Arthropoda; Insecta; Diptera; Tephritidae
Gene: Charon
Exons: 6
Coding region: 174-1799 (541 amino acids)
Molecular function (GO): protein binding
Source: RefSeq, a predicted model, not a curated record